Ceratitis capitata (Mediterranean fruit fly) is the source of this 2160-nucleotide messenger RNA. Its product is annotated as AF4/FMR2 family member 4. The record is from RefSeq and is a predicted model, not a curated record. NCBI's taxonomy places the organism in Eukaryota, Metazoa, Arthropoda, Insecta, Diptera, Tephritidae.
UAAAAAAUUUGAAAGGAAUUAUAAUAUUAAUAAAUUAAUUAAGAACCAUUAAAAGCGCUUAACACACACACGCUCGCACACGUACCGAAGAAGCGCCCAUAGACGGUGUUAUCGCCUAAAUGAAGUUAACAUAUUGUCAAAUUGGUAAAUUUUUUCUGCUGCUGACAGCUUUCUUCCUACUCCUCGACUCCCGACCAUUGAUGGGCGUGCUUUGUGCCGCAAAAGAAGAAGAAGAAGUUGCCAUUGAGCGCAGUGGAAGUGCUUUGAAUGCAGCAGCAGCUGCUGGUGAGCUGACAUCAGCGACGAAAAUAACAGGAAAAAGACAGACCACAGCAAAUUCAAACGUAACAGCUGUCCAAGCGGUGAUUGUUGCCGUGGAUUGCAGGACCAACAACAACAAUAAGGAAAGUGUUAAUAACUGCGGGAGCAACGUUGACAUUGCCGUUAAUGAGAAAAGGCAGCAACAAGAGAUUCAGCAGCGCUCAGCAAUUAAAGAGGUAAACAAGCUAGGCGUUGUUGUCUCUGGAAACGCUAACACGAUACUAAGAGACAACACGACGAAACUUAACGAUUUGUUGCAUGCAACAACCAUUAGACAAAAUGCUAGCGAAAAUUUGAACCUCACAUUGGAGACAGCUGACUUGCAAAAACCUCAAGCUGAGAGAGCAAGCGCACAAGCAACACAAAACCAGACAACAGCGCACUUAGACCACAAAUUAAUUACAACAAUAAGAGCAACAAAAUUGAACAAAAUCUCCAAAACUAAACCUGCAGUACUUGUGGGGGCAACAACGAAAGACGAAAGUAUUGGAAAAAUCAAAAUUGGAAAACAUGUUGCUGAAAUUUAUAUCGCAACAACAACAGAGACAACAACAACGCAUACACAACAGUCAGCAGAGAAAAGUACAGAGCAACAAGUGCAACAGCCGCACAGGCAGCAAUACUACCAAGCAGAGCCAGCGCAUCAACCGCGACAGCAAUUCGAUACUAUACGGCUGCCAAUAAUAGUAACAAAAACAACAGCAAUAGCCCAAUCAGCAUCGAGUUCGGCGACAGAACACUCGAGUACACUUCUAGGCACCGAAAAGAAGAAGUUGGAAAAGUUUGCGGCCAAAAUGUCAAAGCAACAGUUAGAACAGCGGGAAUCAAAACAGAAAAUACAGCAACAACAACAGCAGCAUGAACAACAACGAGAGAAAUACCAGCAAAACUCAAGUAAAGAUGUGAAAAGCGAAAAACGCGAAGUAAAAGUACAAAACAGCGCACAACAAGAGACCGCACAAAAGCCACUUGAAGUGGCACUCGAGCAAGCGCGGCAACAGAUACAAAUACAAACCAAAAAACUACAACAACGUCAUAAUCAGCAAGGUGAUGCACAACAAUUGCUCAAUAUAAAGCCACUACCAGCACGAAACGAACAGCCACAACAACAAAACCACAUAAAACAGCCAGAGGCAGAUGAGCAGCUGCAACAGGAUAUUCCGCACGUGUCACCUUUGCAGCAGACAAAGCGUACACGAAAACAACAACAGCACUCCAAUGGACGAGAAAAAAGCGUCGGCGUUUUAAUUCCAUCACGCAUAUUGGACGUAUCGCAAGUACAGCUGGGUUUUCACAUUUUUCUGGAAUUCUUUCACGUCAAUCUGCAGAAUGUCAGUGUCGAUUUUAUACGUGAUGAUGAUUUAAGUGGCUUCAUUAAAUUCCUCGAACAUCCGAAAUAUACCACUGUGGUGAAAACCUUAAAUGCCGGGAUUAAUUUCGCCGCCGAUGAGUUGCCGUGGAAUGGCGAAGCAACGGUCGCGGACGCAUCAACAGCAGCAGAAACUGUAAUAACAGAAACAGAAGCAAGACAAAGUCAACGAAGACAAGCACAUCAACAGCAGCAAUCAGUAACACCAACAUAUAUUAAUAAUGCAACAGUGACUUCCUUCAAGGCUGGCGAAAUGAGAAAGUCAUCAACGUCAAGUAAUUCGCCACUUGUCGCCUACUGUCAGUUGGCUGAGCAGCUGUCACGCGAUUAUAAUAAAACAGUACUCAUUUGGCCAUGUCCGCAAAUGAAGGAAUCUAGCAAUUUUCUACCCUCAUUUGAGGCAAUUUCCUUUGCUGUGAAGAGUAUUGCAACAAAACUUAAUUGGACUCAUGUUGACAUUUAUGUUGGCG